GGACAUCGGGUUCACAGGGACUCAACGGGCAUGCCAUCAGGACAUGGGUGGUCAGUGCACACACAGCGGGGCCGUUCGGAACACAGGUGGUCGGUGCACACAGCGGGGACAGUUCAGGACACGGGUGGUCGGUGCACACACUGGGGGCACAGUUCAGGACACGGGUGGUCAGUGCGCACAACAGGGACAGUUCAGGACACGGGUGGUCGGUGCACACAGCGGGGACAGUUCAGGACACGGGUGGUCGGUGCACACAGCGGGGACAGUUCAGGACACGGGUGGUCGGUGCGCACAGCAGGCACAGUUCAGGACACAGGUGGUCGUGGCGCACAACAGGGACAGUUCAGGACACGGGUGGUUAGUGCACACAGCUGGGACAGUUCAGAACACGGGUGGUCAGUGCGCACAACAGCCAGUUUAGGACACGGGGUGGUCAGUGCACACAACAGGGACAGUUCAGGACACGGGUGGUCAGUGCACACAGCAGGAACAGUUCAGGACACUGGUGGUCGGUGCACACAGCGG
Messenger RNA from Staurois parvus, 525 nucleotides. Lineage: Eukaryota; Metazoa; Chordata; Amphibia; Anura; Ranidae. The record is from the annotation of a GenBank genome assembly.